GCCGCCACCAUGACUGCCAACGGCACGACCGAGGCGGUGCAGAUCCAGUUCGGCCUUAUCAACUGCGGCAAUAAGUACCUGACGGCCGAGGCGUUCGGGUUCAAGGUGAACGCAUCCGCCAGCAGCCUGAAGAAGAAGCAGAUCUGGACGCUGGAGCAGCCGCCGGACGAAGCGGGCAGCGCGGCCGUGUGCCUGCGUAGCCACCUGGGCCGCUACCUGGCGGCGGAUAAGGAUGGCAACGUGACCUGUGAGCGCGAGGUGCCGGGCGCCGACUGCCGCUUUCUGAUCGUGGCGCACGACGACGGCCGCUGGUCGCUGCAGUCCGAGGCGCACCGACGCUACUUUGGCGGCACCGAGGACCGCCUGUCGUGCUUCGCGCAGACCGUGUCGCCGGCCGAGAAGUGGAGCGUGCACAUCGCCAUGCACCCGCAGGUCAACAUUUACAGCCUGACCCGCAAGCGCUACGCACACCUGAGCGCGAGGCCCGCGGACGAGAUCGCCGUGGACCGCGACGUGCCCUGGGGCGUCGACUCGCUCAUCACGCUGGCCUUCCAGGACCAGCGCUACAGCGUGCAGACCGCCGACCACCGCUUCCUGCGCCACGACGGGCGCCUGGUGGCGCGCCCCGAGCCCGCCACCGGCUACACGCUCGAAUUCCGCUCCGGCAAGGUGGCCUUCCGCGACUGCGAAGGCCGCUACCUGGCGCCGUCGGGGCCCAGCGGCACGCUCAAGGCGGGCAAGGCCACCAAAGUGGGCAAGGACGAGCUCUUCGCGCUGGAGCAGAGCUGCGCCCAGGUCGUGCUGCAGGCCGCCAACGAGAGGAACGUGUCCACGCGCCAGGGUAUGGACCUGUCGGCCAAUCAGGACGAAGAGACUGACCAGGAGACUUUCCAGCUGGAGAUCGACCGCGACACCAAAAAGUGCGCCUUCCGCACCCACACGGGCAAGUACUGGACGCUGACGACCACCGGGGGCGUGCAGUCCACCGCCUCCACCAAGAAUGCCAGCUGCUACUUUGACAUCGAGUGGCGUGACCGGCGGAUCACACUGCGGGCGUCCAACGGCAAGUUUGUGACGGCCAAGAAGAAUGGGCAGCUGGCUGCCUCGGUGGAGACAGCAGGGGACACGGAGCUCUUCCUCAUGAAGCUGAUCAACCGCCCCAUCAUUGUGUUCCGUGGGGAGCACGGCUUCAUUGGUUGCCGCAAGGUCACGGGCACCCUGGACGCCAACCGCUCCAACUAUGACGUCUUCCAGCUCGAGUUCAACGACGGCGCCUACAACAUCAAAGACUCUACAGGCAAGUACUGGACGGUGGGCAGUGACUCCUUGGUCACCAGCAGCAGUGACACCCCCGUUGACUUCUUCUUCGAGUUCUGCGACUACAACAAGGUUGCCAUCAAGGUGGGCGGGCGCUACCUGAAGGGAGACCACGCGGGGGUCCUGAAGGCCUGCGCCGAGACCAUCGACCCUGCCACGCUGUGGGAGUACUAG
Pteronotus mesoamericanus is the source of this 1491-nucleotide messenger RNA. It is a transcript of the gene FSCN1, whose product is annotated as fascin actin-bundling protein 1. Gene Ontology annotation, biological process: actin filament bundle assembly; establishment or maintenance of cell polarity; cell migration. NCBI's taxonomy places the organism in Eukaryota, Metazoa, Chordata, Mammalia, Chiroptera, Mormoopidae. Gene Ontology annotation, cellular component: actin cytoskeleton; cell projection membrane; ruffle. The record is from RefSeq and is a predicted model, not a curated record. The coding region runs from base 10 to 1491 and encodes 493 amino acids. Gene Ontology annotation, molecular function: actin filament binding; protein-macromolecule adaptor activity. The transcript has 5 exons.